Molecule: messenger RNA, 480 nt
Organism: Leptosia nina
Lineage: Eukaryota; Metazoa; Arthropoda; Insecta; Lepidoptera; Pieridae
Source: the annotation of a GenBank genome assembly
AUGACCUGGAAAGUAUUGCUGCUGUCCUUAGCAGCAGCGACGACAGCGUUUCCAGUAGACAUGGAAAAUGUAACAGAAGAAAUGAAAGCAACACAAUUCGAAAAGGAGCUACUGACCAUAUCAUAUAUACAAGACUUCAAAAAGAUGAUGUCUGAUUACGUGAAAUCCCAAUACACGAACCUCACGAUAAACGACAUGGAAAUAAUUAAUAAUAUUUUAGAAGAGUUCCUUCAAAAUUUCGGCUCUGACCUCCAUAAGAUUAUAGUGAAUGGUGAAAAGGAGGAAACGCCAGUUAUCAACGAUGGUAUACCAGAUUCAACGUUUGAUGACGUCAAGAAAUGCGUCAAAAACGAAAUACCCGAUAUAAACGAUGACACUGCUGAUCAAAUUGUGUUCAAAUUAAGAGAGAAUUUGUUCAAAACGAGGCAGAAAUUAGACGAUAUUAUAAGAAUGAGGAUGGACAUUGAAAAUUCUAAUUGA